Ogataea philodendri is the source of this 2121-nucleotide messenger RNA. RefSeq lists its product as uncharacterized. NCBI's taxonomy places the organism in Eukaryota, Fungi, Ascomycota, Pichiomycetes, Pichiales, Pichiaceae. The transcript has 3 exons. Gene Ontology annotation, biological process: establishment of cell polarity. Gene Ontology annotation, cellular component: cytoplasm; cell tip. The coding region runs from base 1 to 2121 and encodes 706 amino acids. The record is from RefSeq and is a predicted model, not a curated record. Gene Ontology annotation, molecular function: cytoskeletal regulatory protein binding.
AUGUCUACAACACAACCGGCUACUCCUCGGACUUCCAAGUCACCGUCAAAACGCAAAUCGGUAGCGCAAUUGCUCACCUCUACAAAAGCCUUGCUCCAAUCGCUAACGGCUUGGGCAAACAAAACAGCUUCCGUUGGAGAUGUUUCCUCUAAGUUCGUACAGGUGGGCGAUGACUUUAAAGCUCUUCGAAGAUCAUAUGUGGCCGGUGGAGUAGACACCAGCGACAUCAAGGAUAUCCCCAACCUGCUCAGAAAAGUACUAGAAGAGUCUUUGAUCUUGGAACCAUCGCAAAAUACCCUGGAUUUGUUUUUGCCCAAAGUUGGACAGAUUGUGGCAGAGUUGAUGAAGACUUUGAAGGAAAAACAAAUAGAAGCACAGUCUGUUUCGGAGAAGCGCAGAUCUCAGGACCAACGAUCGGUCUCGAGUCCCGCACAAACUCCUGAAUCCACCGCCGGUCCUGCCCUGCCUCCACCCCCUCCAGAAUCUACCAACGAUGCAAUCAGUCGUCUUCAAAACAACCAUUCCCUAAUGAGAAAGGCCUCGAAACGGUUUUCGGCCUACCAAACGUCCAAGAUCUUGUCUAUGAAUGCAGUGAGUCCGCGUCAGUCUCCUGUCCCAAUUGAAAAACGGGUUUUAACUCCAGAGCCACCAAGUAGUCCGCUGCAGGCUGAGGUUUCCAAGAACAUUAAAAAAUCGGAGAUACACCAGCAACUGACUGCUCCGUCGAUAAGUGUUGAUGAAGCACCAAUUACAAACACAACGGUCUUUGUCAAACUUGGCGGACGGGUGAAGAAAACUGAAAUUUCUUUACCAACUACGCUGGCCCAGAUAAAAGACUUAUUUUCACAGACAUACGAAUACUCGCCAAAGGAUGAUUUUCCAACAAUAUAUAUACAACAACCAUCCUCCACCGUGGCUUACGAGCUGGAAGACUUGAGCGAUGUUGGGGAGUCUGUGGUUCUGUCCCUUUUCGAGCCAGACAUUACAUCCUCCCUAAUGAAAGAAAUGAAGUUGCAGACAGACUCUUUAAAGGAAGAGAUUUCGAAAUUGGAACAAAGUCUGGGCACCAGAAUCGGAAGCAUUCAGGCUGGUUCUUCACUCGCGCCAGAGACCAAAGCAGUUGCUCAUGGACCUUCUGCUGAUUUCAAGAACGAGCUUGAAAAUAUAAAGCUUGAUCUUUUGAAAGCUAGACAGAUCCAAAGAUCUCUGAAGAAAAGUAUGACUGCUUCCAUUGAAGAUGCGCUGGAGAUGGUGAGCGACUUCAAAAACGUCAGUUUGUCGCCAGAAGGUGUUAUCAGCAACCCAUACAUGGAGCACUGUAAGGCUAAGGUCAGUACCGAGUGUGAAGACCUAGUCACCAGAAUUGAUGAUCUCCAGGAUAUCAUCGAGGCUUUGAAAUUGGACAUCAGCAAACGAGGAAGCAAACCUUCUCCAAAACAGGUUCAACAUGUGCAAAAGGAGAUUCAGACAACAAAAUCGAACCUUGCUUCUUUAUUGCAGUAUAUGUCUGUGGAACGGAAGAACUGGAACACGAGAUGGCAGUCCGAGCUUACUGCUGUCUUAGAGGAACAGGAAUUUUUCAAAGAGCAGGAGACUAUUGUCCGUUUAUUGGAAGAAGAUCUGGGCUCUGCAGAUGAGACUUACGCCUUAAUUGUCAAAUGCGUUGAGGAGCUUGAGAAGAAUCCGAAGCUUGUUCGUACAGGCAGUUUAACUCUUCCUCUGCCAGAUCCCUCGUUGUCGAUGAACCAGGUGAGAGACGCCGUUAUGGAUGAGGUUCGUAAUUUGAGACCUAACCACGAUUCCAGAGUGGAGGCUAUAGUGAAAGCAGAGAAGGUGAGAGAGAAGGAGAGGGAGAUUUUGAACAACGAUCAGUUCGAGGAUGAACUAGGUGACUUUGUUGAGACGGAGAAGUUGAAAAAGAGUGGAGGAAUUGACGAGGUGGAGCGACUUUUUUCUCGGUUGACACUGAUAUUGAACCCAGGAAUUGGUUUACUGAUCAGUUCGCUGUAUUUUGUGAUUGUUUCUUUCUUGGUUGAUAGCACAAGAAAAUCGUCAGCUAAUCUGAUGACAUUCACGUCUUCAGACCCAAUUGAUUCAAGAUACUCCACCACCUUGUCAUAG